Molecule: messenger RNA, 1401 nt
Organism: Penicillium subrubescens
Lineage: Eukaryota; Fungi; Ascomycota; Eurotiomycetes; Eurotiales; Aspergillaceae
Product: flavin monoamine oxidase family protein
Exons: 3
Coding region: 1-1401 (466 amino acids)
Molecular function (GO): oxidoreductase activity
Source: RefSeq, a predicted model, not a curated record
AUGACUGCCUCCAAGAAGGUCUAUGACGUGGUCGUCGUCGGGGCUGGCCUAAGUGGCCUGCAAGCAGCCGUUGUAAUUCGAGCUGCGGGGUUCACCGUCUGUGUUUUAGAAGCCACUAAUCGUGUCGGUGGGAAGACACUCACUGUCCAAUCCACUGAGAAGGGAUACAAUGACCUGGGUGCAGCAUGGAUCAAUGACACGAAUCAAAGCGAGAUGUUCAAGCUCUUCCAAAAGUACGGCUUUGAUACCGAGGUUCAACGUGCAUGCGGGGAUACGAUUAUUCACCUCGCUGAUGGUUCUUUGGAGAAAGUACCAUACGGUCAACUCUCGGGAGACCCGGAAUUUCUCUUGGAGCUCGUGGGAAUUCUAAGGGACGAAUCCUCGGGUGUAGAUCUCAAUGAUCCCCUCAAAUCACACAAUGCCGCUGAGAUCGACCAAUUGACUCUCAAGGAGUUUUGUGUCCAAAGAACGAAGAAUGAACAGGCAAUUAGAAUUGCUGAUCUCAUUUCAACUGCGCUACUUGGGGUAGAAAGUGAUGAAGUUAGCGCUCUGUACAUGCUGCAUUAUUUCAAGAGUGGCUUUGGCAUUGAUAAUCUCUUGUCGGAUGGAAAAGAUGGAGGUCAAUAUCUGCGGAAUCGACAAGGAAACCAAACCAUCUCGAAGAAACUGGCAGAGGAGCUUGGUUGGAAGUCUGUCUUUUUAUCAAAGCCGGUUGCCUCAGUGAGCCAAUAUGAAGGUGGCCACGGCGUUGUCGUCGUCACCCAGUCCGAGGAAUCCUUCUACGGUCGAAAGGCAAUCAUUUCUGUCCCUACAACACUAUACCCGACUAUCACUUUCAACCCUCCAUUGCCACCGAAGAAGACAGCACUAAGUGAUAACACCGUCAUGGGUUACUAUAGCAAGACUGUAUUCGUCUUCAAAGAGCCUUGGUGGCAAACGGCCGGCCUAUCAGGAAUCAUUGACUCGGAGGUCGGACCGAUCAGUUUCACAAGAGAUACCAGUAUACCAGCAGAUGACCAGUGGUCUAUCACCUGCUUUAUUGUCGGCGAAAGGGGUCGGCAAUGGUCAAAAUUGUCUAGGGCGGCUCGUCACAAACAAGCCUGGGACCAAUUCAGCCAGACGUUUGGCAAGUAUGUGAAUAACAUCCCUGUGCCGACAAAUUCGCUCGAAAUGGAGUGGACCAAACAAGGGUUCUUCCUGGGAGCUCCUUGCCCAGUCAUGACGCCGGGUAUAUUGACCACGGUGGGCACCGAGCUUGCGACGCCCUUCGGAGAUGUCCAUUUUGUGGGUACUGAGACGUCGACUGUAUGGCGAGGAUAUAUGGAAGGUGCUGUGCGAUCGGGUCAAAGAGGAGGCACUGAAGUUGUGAAGGAGCUGGUGGAUGAGCUUUCGGCCAGUUAA